ACAUGAUGACCCUGGUUACCUGCAGGCAUGCGUCUUGAGCAUUCAAGACGUUACCAAAAGUUUCGCCGCCGUAUAUUAUCAGUCUAGAUAUCCUGCAUACAUCCCCCGCAGAUCUCUACUAUGAGCAAAACCACCUUCAGUAUUUGUACGUUGACUUCAGCAUGCGACACAAAACUGGCUCAAAAGACAGACGUCGUUGUUACACUUGUUCCAUCACCUGGGGACGAAGAUAGCGUGAGGAGUAAGCCAAUAUCUUGGAAGGUCCUUACAUUCCACGCCGAAAGCGCUGCAAAUCAUUCACUUACUAUAAACCCAGAGAUUGCCGUUUGCACAGUCAAGGAAGAAGAAAACGGCAUACUGACUCCCCAGCUCAGCAAAACACUUAUGGCGGCCAGGUUGUACUCAAGCCUGCGAAGGAGGGAAGCGAGAUAUAUUGGGAGUCAGCCUCUCAUGCGUUUUCCAAUGACAGUUUCACAAUCAAGAAUGAGUGUGAGGAUACCAGGCUUGCUCUAUGCUUAUUCGAAGAGGACGACGUCAAAUGUCAGCCUAUCGUUGAUUUGGGCACACUCCCACAGGGCCAACAAUUCACGAUUAAUGGACCGUUAUAUCUACAAGCCUACGCUAUGGUAGAACCAACGGCAGGAAUGCCGCUGGAAUUGAUGGAGAUGGGGUAUACC
Messenger RNA from Suillus bovinus, 677 nucleotides. RefSeq lists its product as uncharacterized. The transcript has 8 exons. The record is from RefSeq and is a predicted model, not a curated record. Lineage: Eukaryota; Fungi; Basidiomycota; Agaricomycetes; Boletales; Suillaceae. Bases 121 to 630 code for a protein of 169 amino acids.